CUUCUCGACGCCGUGUUCAAAGAAUAUGGAUUCGAUGAAUCGUGUCGACCGGUGUUUGCCCUCUGGCUGGUCUCCGACGAGCUUUCCCUCCAACUCAAGAAGGAGCACAAGGUUCUGCACCAUAUGGCUCCAAAGAAAUGGGCAAAUUCUGUGGAGCGCUGGGGAACGCCGCUGGAAGGGAGAGACGCGCGAAAGCCCAGCAAACCGCGGCUUGUCUUCCGCCAUAAUGCUCAUUGCCCAUUAGCCGAGGAGAAAAAGGCAGGAUUCAACGACAAGGCCCUAUAUCUGCUGUACGAGGAGGCGCGCGGUCUUUUUCUGCGCGGCUUCUACCCAUGCGAUGCUCAGGAUGCCAUCACCCUGGCCGCCAUCUCGUUGGCAAUCAUCUACGGCCCAAAACAUACUGUCAGCGCGCCUAACCUGAAGGUAGUGAUGCCGCCGCACUUGGCCAAUAAGGAACCCAAACGCACGUUGAUGAACAUUGCCAAGGAAUACGAAACGCUGCAAAAUCAGAACCUUCUGUCCCUACAGCUGACCUCACUUUUUGAUGCCCAGCUGUACCUUACCAAGCCGUUCCAAACGAUAAUCCCGGUCCGCGUGGGCGUAAACGACGAUGGGAUCCACGUGAUCAACGACGAGACCAAGGCCUUGGUCUUCCGGUUUUCACUUCAGCACCUGGUGUGGACACCGCCAGAUGAUAAGCCGUACAUUGACAUGCAGAGCCCAAGGAUCAUGGAAUUUCGGAUUGCCACGAAACAGGCGGCCCAUAUCCACCAGCUACUCUCGACGCUUUGCGGUAAGCCGAUGACCCCAUCCUCCCCACCAUCCAGCGCCUCCAUUUCCGCACGA
Mesorhabditis spiculigera is the source of this 846-nucleotide messenger RNA. NCBI's taxonomy places the organism in Eukaryota, Metazoa, Nematoda, Chromadorea, Rhabditida, Rhabditidae. The record is from the annotation of a GenBank genome assembly.